AUGGCCCAACCUCAGUACGGCACCGCGCAGUCCAGUCCUGCCGUCUCGUCGACGACGCCCGGCCCGCGGCAGCAAUCGCACGACGACGCCCAGCUGGCCGCCGGAGCACCGGCAACGACGGCGGCGGCGGCGGCGGCAGCGGCGGCGGCGGCAGCAGCUGCCCAGCACAAGCGUGUCUACCAGGCCUGCAUUCCCUGCCGCCGCCGCAAGGUGCGCUGCGAUCUCGGGAGCGUCGACAACCCGCACGAUCCGCCGUGCGUCCGCUGUCGCCGCGAGAGCAAGGAGUGCUUCUUCAGUGCCACCCGUCGCAAACGCAAGACCGACGACGUCGAGGGCAGCGACGUGGACGAGUACAUCAUCCGGAAUGGUCGCAAGAGAGCCCAUGGCUCCGCCACCUCGCCUCCGCCCCUCCUGGACCGUCGCUAUUACAGCGAAGUGCCCUUGACCCCGGGCGGAUCCCACGGCAGGAGCCAGCCGCUGAGGCGGCCCGAGGGCAGCGCGUCCAGGGAUGGCGGAAACGGGGACUUUGAUGGGGAGGGCGAUGCGAAUCAGCAGCUCGAGAACCUCGAGGCUCAGACGCUCAUGCGUCGCGAGAUGUACGGGCCCCACGAUGCCCUCGAUCUGCUCUACAAGGCGGCGACGGAUAGCCCGGCCACUCACCACAGGCGAGAGGGCAGCACGACCCCCGUCACCACAGCCCCCCCCCUCCAGCCGACCCCCAAAGCACCCGCGGCGACGAGGGAACCUGCUCGGCUGACGUCCAUGUCCAUAAAGCUGGAGCACCAGCAGCAUCAGCACCAGCAGCAUGCCAUGCGUCAGCCCAUCGAUCCCGAGCUGGCGCGGCAGCCUGGUAGCAGGGCAACCCCCGGAUACAUCAGCGCCCUGAAGGCCUGGAGCCGCUUCCGCUUCGUCCGUGCAGGCUGGUUCACUGCGCAGGAAGCCAUCGAGUACAUCGACUACUACUACAAAUACCUUUCACCCAUGACGCCCAUAUCUCCUCCGACCUUCAGCGACCCCACCUCGCACAUCACUCUUCUGACGGAGGAGCCGAUCCUGACGGUGACCUUGCUCACCAUUUCUUCGAGAUAUCGCCAAAUGCCCGGCACUGGUGGCCACUGCCGGUCCCACGCGAUCCCCGACCAGCUCUGGAACUACCUCCGAGGCAUGAUCGAACGAUGUCUGUGGGGUCAGGAAGCCUUUGGCGGUGGCUUUUGCGGCUCAGGGGGCUCGUCCGCCAUCAUCAUGGACGAGUCGGAUUCGAACACCACCGCUCCCUGGCGAGGCAUGCGCAAGGGUAGCCUGAGGACGCUCGGCACCAUCGAGUCGUUGUUGAUCCUCACCGAGUGGCACCCGCGUGCCUUGCACUUCCCCCCGCAGGAGGCGACCGACGAGUUGAUGCUGCCCGAUUUCGACGUGACGCCGGGCAUGACCGACACCGAUCCGACCAGAAACGUCGGCGCCGGCUUCGGCGGGAAGAGGAUCGAGAGCUGGCUUGAGCCGGCCUGGAGGAGCGACCGCAUGUGUUGGAUGCUUCUCAGCACCGCCAUGGGCUUGGCCUACGAGCUUGGCGUGUUCGACGACAUUGACGAGCUUCUCAAGGACGACGCCCUCGCUCGACCCGAGUUCCAGGAUGAAGGCUACCGGACGAGGGCAAACCGCAUCAAGAGGCUGCUGCUCAUCUACACUUCCCAGCUCGCUGGACGCCUCGGCUGGACGAGCAUGACCCCCGAGCACUUUCGCAAGAACGACCCGGCCGUCGCUCGACGGCGGACAAUGUCCAGCGACGGGGCGACGCCGAGCACGUCGUCUUUGGCGAAUGGCUUCAACUACGUGCCCGACCUGGAGCUGGAUGACCAGAUAAUCCAUUGCUGGGCGGGCAUCAGCAACGCGAUGCAUCUCGGAAACGAAAAGCUGUUCCGAUCGCGGAAGCACACGACCGAAAUCAUCCAGAGCGGCAAGUACGUCGAACUUCUCGGUGAGUUUGGUCCCAUGCUUCGGGACUGGUACCGGGAAUUUGAGCUCUUCCGGCUCCCUCCCUUCAUUCGACACAUCCUCACCAUCGAGUACGAGUACGUCCGGAUCUACGUCAACUCGUUAUCGCUGCAGGCGGUUGUCGAAAGAUGCACCAAUAAUGCCGGGCAGACGGCCGCGGCCGCCAGCGGGGAUGGACAGACGGCCAACCAGCAACUGUCACCCCAAACGAUGAUCACGUUCGGAAAGCUGCCCCUGGGACAGCUCGGCGGCUUCACCGUCCACGACCAGGAAUACGUUCGAGAGGUCGUCGACGGCUGCAGGAACUUGCUCCGGACCGUCGUCCAGGGCCUGCUUCCCGGAGGAUACCUCAAGCAUGCACCCGUGCGAACCUAUUUCCGCAUCAUCAGCGGUGCCAUGUUCCUCCUCAAAACCUUUGCGCUGGGAGCGCCGCGAUCCGACGUCAAGAUGAGCAUCGAUCUCAUGGACGCAACCGUCGAAGCGCUGCGAAACUGUGUCGUGGACGACGUGCAUCUCGGCAUCCGGUUCGCGGACCUGCUCGAGACGCUGACGAGCAGGUUGAGGACCCGCUUCAUUCAAGCGCCGACAAUGCAACCGUCUUCGGGUAGAGCGCAGAGUCCCGCGCCCGAAGGACUCGGGGUCUCAGGUUUGCCGAACGGCGAGAGCGCCACGAAUUGGGUUGGCGGUCACGCCCAAAAGCUGCGAGAAACCCUGAACGGACAAUAUCGGACGGGAUCCCCCACUGCCGAAGGGAACAAUAUCUCCGCUACACCAUUCGACCUUUCUACCGGAAACUUCCCGUACCCCGGCGCUUCCUCCAUUGGGCCCUCGACGCCGGCAGCUCAUGUCGACAGCAACCAGCCCCCGGCCCAGGGCACCAGCACUUACAUCCAUUUGCUUGAGGAAUGGAAUAACCCCGGGAAUGAGAUGUGGUACCUGCCACCCGGGCCAGCUUUUUUCCAGAAUAUGGAAAACAGCUCGGUCGCCAUGACGGCCGAGGGCAUUAACGUGGGCGGGUUGGAUUUGCUUGAGUAUAUGGCCAUGGAUCCUGUACAAUUUUCCGGCAUGGAAGGCCCGGUGCCUGCUGUCGAGAGCACCAACGGCAAUGGAGGAGCCAGCGGUGCUGUCUGA
Drechmeria coniospora is the source of this 3123-nucleotide messenger RNA. Its product is annotated as C6 transcription factor. The record is from RefSeq and is a predicted model, not a curated record. Gene Ontology annotation, biological process: aromatic amino acid catabolic process; positive regulation of transcription by RNA polymerase II. Lineage: Eukaryota; Fungi; Ascomycota; Sordariomycetes; Hypocreales; Ophiocordycipitaceae. Bases 1 to 3123 code for a protein of 1040 amino acids. Gene Ontology annotation, molecular function: zinc ion binding; DNA-binding transcription factor activity, RNA polymerase II-specific. Gene Ontology annotation, cellular component: nucleus. The transcript is spliced from 4 exons.